Capsicum annuum is the source of this 2924-nucleotide messenger RNA. RefSeq names its product calmodulin-binding protein 60 A. Gene Ontology annotation, cellular component: nucleus. Lineage: Eukaryota; Viridiplantae; Streptophyta; Magnoliopsida; Solanales; Solanaceae. The record is from RefSeq and is a predicted model, not a curated record. Gene Ontology annotation, biological process: regulation of salicylic acid biosynthetic process. Gene Ontology annotation, molecular function: calmodulin binding; sequence-specific DNA binding; DNA-binding transcription factor activity. The transcript has 5 exons. The coding region runs from base 891 to 2531 and encodes 546 amino acids.
UGUCAUUCUACCUAUACACCUUUGAUCCCCAUCCAUCACAAAUUACCGAUCUUUCCUUACUUUUAUUAUUAUUCCUACUACUACUACUACUACUACUACAGUACAGUCCAAGCCUUUUGAAUUUUCUAAAUAUAGUUCCAGGGAAUGACAUAAUGUUUAAUUCUCAGGAUUUUGGUGAAAGUAGCAAUAUUAUUGGAUCCACCCAGAGAAGUAACUCAGAGGAUGAGCAGCUCACACCUUUUUUCUCAUCACCAAAGUAAGUCAACUCUUUAUCUCUGACAAAAGGUUUGCUCGAGGGGUAAAGUUUGUCUCCUCCAUUAAUUUACCCUUAACCGUACCCCCAUGCAAACGUUUAGGAGUAUCCCAUAAAGAAUCCGACUGAUGAGUUUUCUGCAGCUUAAUUUCAUGCUGAAUAUUCUUGCUCAAGUAUUUUGAGGUUUUCUUUUUCUUAAGUCUGACAAUUACAAGUUUCUGUUUCUGUGCUUUCCUAAUUUUUUGGGUUAUCUGUUCUUUACUUGUACUUAGCAUGGAGAAACUUCUGGAGGUGAUGGUGAUCCGGACCUUUGAUCGCGUUCUAAAGCCAACAUUGGAAAUAUUGAUUCGUAAUGUUGUAAGUCAAAAUACACUUGUUUCCUCACAAUUCAAAUGUAUUGAAUCCUCCCUAGUUGAUUCUGAAGAAUGCACAUAUAUGGGAUAUCAAUCAUAGAGUGGCUUUGAGUUUUAAUUUGAUGUGAAUGGAUUUUGAUCCGCUAAUAUUUCACUUUACCUGUUAGUUUAGUCAAGUUAAAAAUUGACCAGUGGAGUUUUAAAAUUGGGAAAAUCAAGAAAUCUGACGCACAGGUGAAAUAGUUAUCUGAUGGUAGGCAGGAGAACAGCUACUAAUCUGUCACAUGAGAAUCAUCGUGUGGCAUUUUGUUUUGGAAACUCGGGUUUUCAAUUAUCAAAACAAAGGCCACCUAACACAUGAAACUGAUCUAGUGAUCAAUAUUUCCAAUCCGGUGGCUAAUUGCAGCAGAAAGUUUAUACUGCUUAAAUCUUGGGGAUUUAGCUGUUAUGACUUUGUCGUUCGUAUUCCUACAACUUCUGCUAAGUGUACUUUCUUGGUUCAGGUAAAACGCGAACUUGAAUUGGCAGAGAAGAAGGUUUUGUUCGCCAAGGGAAACCCUGAAAAAGAUAUUCAAGCUCCUAAACCAAGAAACUUGAAAUUGAAGUUCUCUACAAAAGUAUCUGUUCCUGUACUUACCGGAGUGGAAAUUAAAGGAGAUGGAGGUAAUUCUAUUGAAGUGACUCUAGUUGAUGAUAACACUGGAGCAAUUGUUGACUCUGGACCAGAAGCCUCAGCUAAAGUGGAAAUAGUUGUUCUUAAGGGAGAAUUUGGAGAUGAUGAUGGAGGUAAUUGGACAGCUGAAGAGUUCUGUAGGAAUAUUGUGCGAGAGAGGGAAGGAAAAAUGUCUCUUCUUGCAGAAACUGUACAUGUGAGACUUAAUAAAGGCAUUGGUUCUAUAGAUAAAAUCAGAUUUACACAUUCUUCAAUCUACAUGAGGACGGGGAUGUUCAGGCUAGGUGCACGAGUUGUUGACACUUUCAAUGGUCAAGUAAAAGAAGCAAGGACUGAAUCUUUCACUGUCAAGGAUGGACGCCAGCUAUAUCAGGAGAAGCAUGAUCCACCAUCUCUAUCCGAUGGGGUACAGCGGUUAAAAAACAUAGGUAGAGGCAGUAAGCAUCGCCUCCAUGAUGAAAAUGUUGGCACUGUAGAGGACUUUCUGGUUUUGCUCCUAAAAGACCGUGAGCGACUCAAAUGUGUACUUAAUCUAAAGCCAAAGAUGUUGGAGGAGACAAUUAGCCAUGCUCGAAGAUGCAUAAUUAAUGAACGGAUAUACUCUUAUGUUGACUUACGAGAAAAGGAAGGGGUGGUUUUUAACAUUGUUGGAGAGGUGCAGGGACUUAUUCUAGGGGUCCGAUAUCUACCUGUGCAUCAAUUAUCUGAAAGUGAUAAGGCUAAUUCUCAGAGGCUGCUGUUAUCUGCAUGUGAACACUGGGAUCAUGUGGUAGCAGUUGAUAAUGAGAUUUCUCUUUUGAAAUAUCUUUCUCAAAUAUUGCCAACCAUGAACCCUUCAAAUUCUCCAACCCGGGAGGUCGCUAGCACCAGUAACGGUGUUGAGAAUUUUGGAAUAAGUGAAGGACACUGUUCUACCUCUUUUCAGCGCAAUGGUUCAUCUGUCUUUCUUGCAAGAGGUAAUAGUGCUAUUAGUCUGGAUGAUUAUGGUUCCGCCAGUAUUAGUAAUCUGGAGUCCUGUAACUCCCCAAUAUAUAGUCCUUCAGUCCAAGAUUGGAUUGAUCUAUGCAACUACCGGUUUGACGACUUAGUCUCUGAAAUUGGAGCUCAUCAACCGCACAGUGCCUCUACCUCUAAUGUAAAUGUACAUAACCGGUGGAAAAUGUUGCUUAAAAUCUUCAGACAGUCCUCAAUGAGAAGAAGAGCUGCAGCAUUAACGGAUAUUCAACCUCUGAAGAAGCAGAAAGUCUUUUGAUUCUAUUGCUUUAGCCUGUCGAUAAACAGUUUGACAUCGGGUGUAUAUUUCCUUAGUGAUGUUGCUGCUUGCCAAAGUAUAUUAAUUACUAGUGAAGAAUGAGGUUUGACUAUUUUGGUUCUGCUAUGCUCUUGGUAAGACAUAUCUCAGAGCUCCUCAUCACAGACAAGGAAAGCAUAACCUUCCCCUUACAGAUUCUAGUCACUCAUUCGGGUGCAGUAGUAGCUGGGAUUCGCUGUUUCUAGAAGUCUUCAUUUCUUAACCUGUGCUUCACUUUGCAUUUCUCAAGUUAAUUUUAGAGUGAAUGUUGAGAGUUUAAUAUAGUUAUAUGUUCUCUGGUGUUUAGAUUCAUUUUAUAUCUUGGUUAAUUAUAUAGAAUAUUAUUAUUGAUGA